AUCUAGUAGCAAUUUCCAUAGCAAUUGUUUCAACAAAGUCCCAUCCGGCAGGAUAUUGUUUACCCGAUUUUAUCUAAACAUAGUGUUUCCGAACACAUCUCGGUUCAAUGACAGAGAGGGUAAUCCCAGGAAAAAGCGUUAUAUGACACUUGCAUGAUGUAAAUGUUUUAGAUUUGAAUAAUUAGAUGAAUUGGAUAGAGUUUAAACAGAUCCAAUCAAGAACAUUGGUGUAACCAGGUUUGCAUUAUUGCUCGUUCGUAAAAGAGAAAACCACUAUGGCAGAUAAAGGCGGAAAAAAUGAUAUGGACAGGAUUGGAGUGUUCCAGGAAAUGGGAUAUGUCACAAUAGGUGACAGAUAUAAGCCCCCUGGAAUCCAGUUCAAUGCUGCUGCAAGUAAAGGAAAACAGAUACUUCCUGGGGGAAGCAAGACCAGGUCAGCCCUACAGAGCGGUUACUUUUUGGAGAAAUAUGGGAGAGUAAUGGAGGGAGAGGCAUACAGUGAUCCAAUCAAAAUGAGACGACAACACAGAUUAAAAGAAUCCCAAAGAAAUAUUGGAAAGGCAUUUUUACCUAGCAGUGGUGAAAAGAAACCGUCUGGACUAGGAAGUCAUUAUGGUACACUUGCUGGCCCUAUCUCUGCCUUUAGUCCGAAUGCAAGGCCAGGAAAAGGCUAUAAGUCGCCCGGAAAGAACUUUCUUACAAAUCCAGGAAAGAAAGGAACGGGCUUUGGAUAUGUAGCUGUAACACUUGGAAAAUACCCCAAUUAUUUAGGGGAUUCAUAUGAUGUACAUAAAGACAUAGCAAAGAAAGAGUUGGCCAAUCAUAAAAAUGCAGUAAAAGGUGCUGCAUUUAAACUGAACAUGCAUCCCAAGCCGUACUUCGAUCAGAAUCCUUAUGCAUCAGAUAAGUUAUUGGGACGACGAAGUGUGUCUGCAGGUGUCUCUAAGAAAGAGGAUGUUAAGCCAUUCAAGCCGAGCUCUCCUGGCAAGAAGCCUGCUGGUAUGAAGGCGGGAACAUUUGACCCUUAUCCUUCCCAUUCCGCCGACCCUUACAAGAUCAAAGUGUCACACUCUGUCAAUGUUGUCAACAAAACUGGAAAGACCUUUAUGCCAUCACAGGGACCUAAAUCUGUACCUACUAAUUCUAUAGUCAACCAGAAUAUACUGAAAACAAUCAAUGUACAGAACUACAGAUCAAUGACAUCCAUCAUUUAAGGAAAUUUAACCAGAUAAAAUAAGAGACCAAAAUCUCAACUUAAAGAACUAUGGAUCACAACUUUAAUCACCUUAAAGAAAAGAUGAAGGUGACUGCCCAAACAUCUACUACCUUGUCAGUUGUGGCAGGAUACACAUCUCUGAACAGACAUUGCAAUGUUCUUGAAGAAUGUUGUUCUAUUAUAAUGCCUUAUGUAAUGGGUUAACUGAGCAGGUGUGUAUUACUACUUACAGGUUACUGUUUUGAAAACUCUUGUACAUAAUAUACUGUUAUACAGAAAAACAUUGAAUCGUUUUGUACUUACCUUACAACUAUAUUAGUAUUAUAUAUUUAAUACAUUGUGUUGCUCAUUCAAAGUUUAUGUCAAAUAUCUGUUCUUUCAUUCCAUUUUUUUCCUGUAAAAACACUUUUCUUUUGUAUGGAAGCAGAGGGCUGUGAUUUCCUAAAUAUACAUUUGAUGUUAAUGUUAUUUUAUGUAAUUGUGAUCCAGAUUAUACAUUAUUUCAAUACAAAUUAUUUCAAGAGUAUUUUAUCUUAACUUUACAAAGAACCAUCAUUUAUUUAAUUGUAUUUGACCUAUGGAAUUUUAAGAAUCCUGUGGUUUAUGAUAUAUUUUAAUAGUAGCUUCUCUUGAGUGUCGUGCACCCAAUUUGUAUAAUUAUUAUUCACACGAGGCCAACUUUUGCCUUUCCCCUGCUCUUACCUUUACACAUUAAGCCAAGCUUGUGCCAAGUUUAUGGAAUGUACAAAAAACCUCAAAUAUACAACCUAAAAACAAUUGAAAUCUUUAUUUUGAAAUAAAGUAUGUAAUAUCAAAUGAAAUAAAAAAUAUUGAUCACUGAAAUUAUCAAUAACUUUUAAUUCUUUAUUUUUUAAUUCCAUAUUAAUCUGCCAGCAUUCCCUAUCUUCCAGUGCAGUGUACCUCUGAAAGCCUUAUCAGGCUAAAGUAACUCUGUGGUUAACUUUUUCUUCAUAAUUGUAUUAUGAGGAUGACAUUUCCACAAAGAUUUAUUUUUUGGCUAAAAUAUCUAUGAAGUGUUCUUAAAAAAUUCCUACAACAAGACACUGGUUUUCUUUAAAACAACUAGUAUCAUAAAAAUGUGAACAAAUUUAAGUUGUCUUUGUCUACUUUUUUGUGUGUUUCCUGCCAGGCAGAUGUGACAGACAUAGCUGUGGUGGCAGCAGUGGUGUCCACACAAAUGUUGUCUAUCUGAUUACUCUUGAAGGAAUGUUUUGAUUUUCAUUAAACUUUCCACACAUACCUAGGUAGUAUCGCUUUCACUUCUAAAGUAUGAUUUUGACCCACAUCUGAGCAUCAACAAGACACUAUAAGACUAUAUUGCUAUAAGACACUAGAUUGGUACAUGAUAAAAAUAACUAAACCAUUCCAAGCCAAGCAUUACAAUUUGACUUUUGACUUUAAGGGUUCCGAGCUUUUGGACAGGUAUUACAGAUUUGAUCCCUUAUGGCAUUGGCCUGAAGUUUAAACACCUGGGAAUUCUAUGUGACUCGCUGUUCAUCAGGCUAUAAUACAUUUAUCUAUGAAGUUUAACAUAUUAACAUUUGCAAGUUAUGGUCCUUGCGAAUGUUACAUUUAUUUGACCUUCUGACCUUGAUGGUUCAUAAUUAGAAUUUUACAUGACAAAUGUCCUUUUUAAGUACAUUCAUAUUUGAUGAUUUUUAAGAAAAUAUUCAGCUGUUCAGAUAUUAUGGUCUGGACUAGCUGUCAACAAACAUCAGCAGAUUACUUUCUUUGCAGCACUGUAUGUAGAUAUUGUUCCCACGUCCACAAUCCUCCCGGAGUCAACACACAUAUUGUCAUUAAAUAGACAAGACUUGAACUUGCAUGUUUUACUUUUAUUGUUGAUGAUAUAACAUAUCUAGCAGCCAUUGUUGACUGUACAUUUAAAGAACAUGAAGACUCAUGCAUUGUCAUGACAACACGAUAAUGGAGAGAAACGCCAGUCAAUAUCUGUUUAUAAACUUACAGAAAUGGAAAGAAAUUAAAACUAGUUCACAUGUAAUAACACAAAAUGAUUAGCACAUGUACAUUUCAAAAUCUAUUUAUUUGAUUUUGAUGAAUAUUGACAACUUCUUCAUCACUGCGACAGGUUUUUUGUAUUGCAUUGUGUGAAUACGUACACAAGUUAUCAAAGCUGAUGUAUGGAAUAAAGUAUACAAUACACAGAAACAUACAUACAGAUUGAAACUCCAGUUUUAUACCAGGACUGAUGUAUACCAGUUGUAAUGUACACAGGACCAUGCAUACAGAUAUAAGUGUACACAGUUUUAAUACCAAAACUGAUGUUUGGGUACUAUACUACACAAAAUCAUAAGCCUUUUUUAGAUUGCAGUAGUGCGCCCCACACAUACCGGUAGGUAUUCUAAAGAAACAUGUACACCAAGCAAACUUUUAACUGUAUACAUUGUGUUAAUCCUGACUGGUACUAAUGGAGACAACUUGCAGUAAACAAGAUUGAAGUUUGGGAACUCAAAUGAAUAGCAGUUAUUGUAACAGCAUGAUGCGAGUCUCCUUUUAGCGUUCACAUUUCAAUUACCCUUCCUUAUAACUCAUGAUGUUCUGUACUUUAGUAUUCCAAUGCAGACUGCAGUUAUGGAGGUGGUAGGACAGAUAGUGGUCAGCACAAACAAUGUGGCCAAUAUACAAGUGUAUCAAUGUAGUCUACACAUGUAGGACCACCAGCUGACAAACCUAUAUCCACCACAAGCACCAGCAUAUUAUAGUAAUCUAUACACCUUCAUUUUAUGCAUACAGUAGCACUUCUUUCUCAUAGUACUGUAGGGUUGGUGGAGAAUAUACACAAUAUUUUUACCUGAAAAUGAUAGUUGGUUUGUUUUCUUUAUAUUCAAAAGUUUUCAUCAUAAAACGCCUGGCUGUAUAUAUACCGUCUCCAUAAAACACUUGGCUGUAUAUAUACAGUCUCCAUAAAACACUUGGCUGUAUAUAUACAGUCUCCAUAAAACUCUUGGCUGUUUAUAUACAGUCUCCAUAAAUUCAACUGAGCAUUCAGUGAUACUUAUUCAUUUUAGUUUUCAAAAUGUAUACAUUAACUCUGUAUCACUAAAGUGAAAAGGGAAAUUGUGUAUCCACAACAGGUCUGAAAGCUCAGCCACUACAGUAACCAUAUUAGGUUCCUUCUCGGCUACCACCUACCUGGAUUUGUAGUAGGUCCAUGGCCGUUGUUAUCAAUGUUUUUUGUUAACAAUCCUACAUCACUGCUGUACCCUUGAUUUUGGUGGCUUUGAAAAGGAUGUCUUGUGAAAGUUUUAGAACAGCUAUUCAUGAUAGGCUGAAGCUAAGAACAAAACUAGCACUGAUGUUUUGAAGCUGGUUUAUUAGUAGUGUUAAUGGAAAGUUUGAUUCCUCUUUGGCUGCAAUAUAACCACAGUGCUAAAUGCGACUUAAUGCACAUAAUCAAUAGGAACCUAAAUUAAAGUUGAAAGUUGAAGUUGAAAAAUCAGUCAUAAAUUCUUUGAAAAUCCUGGGGCCAUAUAUCAAAGUAUAAAUUCUAUCAUUAUUCUGUGGUUAUGGUUGGGUCCUAAUAUUGAAGUUUAAAUCUACUUGUAAACUUUCAGUUAUACUAAAAUGUGACUUGGUAUUGAAAUAUAAAUCCUGUCAUUCUUCUGCAGUUAUACUUGUAAACUUUUAGGUAUGGUUGGAUCCUAGUAUUGAAGUAUAAAUCCUGUCAUUCUUCUGCAGUUAUACUAGUUAACUUUUAGGUAUGAUUGGAUCCUAGUAUUGAAGUAUAAAUCGAAUCCUAUCACUAUACUGCAAACAUUUGUUAAAUUUCAGUUAAACUGGGACUGUGUAAUGAAUUAUAAAUCCUAGCACUUAACUGUAGAUAACGUUUAGUAAUACUUGGGCCUUAUUAUUGAAGAGAUUCUUCUGAUCAUUCUCUAGAUAUACUGGUAAACUUUAACAGUUUGUCACCUAGUAUUUUGUAUAGAGUAUAUACUGUCGUUGCUCUGCAGAUAUGUUAACACGGGCCCUGCACAAUAAUUUAAUAAAGGUACUUGAAAACCUUAAUGAAGCUUUAAAGAAAUAAAAAAAACACAUAUUGACAGUAAUAUUAAAUGAAAAUAUUUCAACCUGAAAAAUUAACAAAAAAUCUGAAUAUCAUUAUCUGUCAAGAAAUGAAAACAAAUUCCAACAAAACCUUAAAAUCAUUACAUUAGUAGCUACAUUGCUACUGUUCAAUUACACUGUAUCUUAAAACAGUUUUCUUCUUUUUACAAAUUUAUUUUAAUCCUAAUGAAAUAGCCAGAAUAAAUCAUGGUACACAUUUGGAUUUGAUCUUCAAAUUCAAUCUUCCAUUUGUUAAGGACAUAACUAACAUGAAAUAUCAUCAGGGUGGUUAUGAUGAAAGUUUUAAACAUCACCUAAUUUGUUAUCUUUGUUAGCAUGAUAUAUCUACCUACUAUCUACCAAAUAUCACAAAAGUUUAUAUGAUAAUAAGUUCCAGAGUGACAAUGCGAAUGACUUUAAACUUCUUCUUCAAUCUGCAUAGAUAUCGGUUGAUAUUUUCAAUAAGUCAUUUGAUUUUACUUUAGUCAAACAAUUCAAACUGAAUCAAAAUGAAACCCAACAACUAUACUCUCCUAUUUCAAACAGUCAUACAUAAUUACAUCAACAUGCAAUCUUGAAACCUGGUACCCAGUAGUUAAACUGUAUCAUUUCAUUACACUACUACAAAUGUAUAUAAAAGGGGACCAUCUUUAGUCCCAUUAACCUUUUGUUACUGAUAAAAAGAGGUCUGAUCUACCUGGAUAGCCCUGAACAGACUACCUGCAUCAUUUACCUACAUCAUGUAAUUUGUAAAGCAAUAACCAUUGAAUAUGUGCCCAACAUGUUACUAAUGCAUAUGGGUUACACAGCGUAUGUAAUACCAUGCCUGUUUAUAGAAAACCUAUAAAAGUGAUAAAAGAAAAGUUUAUCACUGUGACCUCUCACUCCCAAUUCAUAUGGAACAUCCUGUGCUUGUUAAACCUUUCCCAUGCAUGUGUUCACACUCUAGAAGCAUUUUUCAUUGGCCUAUCUUCAUAUGACUAGCUGUUGCAAGGGUGCUAAACCCCAAUCAAUGGAAAUAAAACCAUUGAUUGCUGAUUAUGGUGUCAUGUUACAAUGCUUUGUGAUGGUAUCCAUGAUGACAUCAUCUUUGUAACAGAGAUGUAGGUAACAUCAAAUGUUCACAAACACUGGAAACCUAGAUGGUUAUUGAAUUUACUUAAAUGGGUACCUUAUCACUAACCAUAACCUGCUAGGAAACCUCUAUCAAAUGUUUAGACUGACCAGCCUAAAACAUGAAUAGAUUUUGUCCUGACCAGUUUUUCCGAUUACACAGGUUUCAUUGUAAGUGGAUGGAGGUCUAGCUUACCCAAUAACACCAAACUUCCUCACAAAAUCUCAUAGUUGUCAUAAAUAUUAGUACAGUGAAUACAAGACAAAUUGAUCUAAGAUUAAAGUACCAGCAGACCAUGACAUUUUGUAGAGAAAUAAAUGACAAGUAAAAUCACACUGGGAAGUCCUUAUGGCUGGUAUCAAACACUGCUUCUAUUAAUAUGUUACAAGACAUUCAAAUUCAAAUUAAUAUCUUACAAGAUGACAUAUAACUGCUUUAGUUAACGUUCUUUCACUGCUGAUCUACAUACAUGUUAAAUCUCACUACACAUAUGGAGAUCUAAAUAGUCACAUAUUAAAUAUUGGUACACAUUUAGAUUUGAUCUUCAAAUUCAAUCUUCCAUUUGUUAAGGACAUAACUAACAUGAAAUAUCAUCAGGGUGGUAAUGAUGAAAACAUAAUUAAUAUUGAUGACAUUUGACAAGAAUGCUGAACUGCUAUCUGUUAAUACAUUUUUAAGGAAAAUUCUAAAACUGAGGUAUUUAAUUAGCACAUGUAGGCAUUUUUGUGGGGGGGGGUUUCCAUUCCCUUUAUAAAUACAAAACUCCAAUUUAAAACGAGAAAGAAAAAGCAAUUGAAGAACGAUUCCAUUAAAAAAUCUACCUGAACCCUGGACUUCAAAUAUAUCACUUCUAUGAAUGGUUGCCUGUUACUUCAUUGAUUAAUUUCAUUCUAUGGGUAGUACCUCAAAACAAAACAUCGAGUCCUGGGAUGGGAGAGAUGUUUUACAAGAAUAGCCUUGAUCGACUAGGAGACAAACUAUAAAAGAGAAAAAAACAAUUGCAAAAAGCAAAAGGUAAGAUCUAUUGUUCCAUAAUGAAUGUCUUCUCCACCUAUCCCCCUAUAUAAGAUGUUGAAAUGGCACACUAUGCACAUAAUACUGACAAAGGCCAAUAUGUUUUCAAUCUUUAAUUACAUAACAUUUAUUCAAGCAUGACUCACUGUCUCACUAACAAUUCAAAUCUUUUGCGGGAAAAAAACGAAUAUGCCCUUUCACAAUUGUAAGUAUGCUUGAUUAGAAUAUACAUGUCAGUGAAAUUUUCAGAAUCUUUACAUACUAUCUAAAAUUUAAAAGUAAAACAACAGACAUAAACGAUAAAAAUGUAUUUCUUACAGCCUAAACUGAUGCGUGCAUCAGUUGUAUCACCAUGAAGAACUAGUUGAGAGACUUUCUGAGAUCUAUCAAUGGUUGGUGGGUUGGAUUGAUAAUUUUCAGCUUCAGUACAGGCACUGGUACAACAGGAAACCUUGCAUCAGUUCUGAUGUUUAUCUGUGUCACAUUUACAGUGUUAGCCACUAUCAAAUGUUUAUAAAUUUCAAAUUUGGGACAUAGCACAUGACAUCCAACCCAAAAUCAAAGUAUCAUCACAAGGGAACACAUUUUUACUGGGAGAGAGGGGUUGGUUUAGCCUGUUAUCUAGUAUUGCACACCACAUCAAUGUAAUACAUAUUCAACUGGUUUACUCGUAGCAAUCCAUUACAUGAUAUUUAGUCACCUGAAGCAGAAGAUAGCUUAAUCCACAUUAUCGGUAUAAACAUAACAAGUAUUUAACAAGCUUAGUUUGAUUUGCAUAUUCUUAUGUCUUUAACCACAAUAUUCAAGAGGUCUGCCAAUUAAGUCAUCAAAAUGUGAAUUUCAGAAUGUGUUGUCAGAAAUCAGUACAGUGCUUAUUAUAGGCUGGUCUAUUUGACUAGGACUUACAUGUAGUGAUGGAGGUAUACAUGUGCUACAGGGACGAGUAUUUCAUUUGAAUAUCAAUUUACAAUAAAAUGGAAUGAAUUUGUUUCUAUUUUAUAUAAAUUAUUCUGUCAAAGAAGAUAUUAUAUUGGAUAUCAGUGCUUCAUAACAAAUCUGUGUUAAAUCCCACAAAUCAAUAUGCAACUCUAUGUGCAAGUUUGAAGAUUUGGGAAAUCCAUUUAGUAGGAUUUGCUGAACAUUUCUAACCAGGAUGGAGUACACCUAAACAUAGGUGUACCAAUUGCCUACACACAAUGUUCCAUGUUAACUCCUCUCUCAUCUCACACCAGGUAAGGUCAGGAUUGCAUUAUGUAUGUUUCCUAGUUCAGCUAAUUGUGAGACAGAAUAAAAUGGGACAGCUCUUUUCCUUCAUCCCUUAGACAAUCCUGGAGCCUGCUCUCCCCUGGGCGUUCCCGGGGCCUUCCUCUCUGUGGAUGACCAGCACACCACACAAGCUUUGUCAGGGCUUACAUUGCAUCUUGCUUUCAAGCUUCACUACUAUCUCCUGACUGCAUUCUUCAAUUCUGCUGCAAGUCCACAGAUAG
Messenger RNA from Mizuhopecten yessoensis (Yesso scallop), 8917 nucleotides. RefSeq names its product UPF0602 protein C4orf47 homolog. The transcript has 7 exons. The record is from RefSeq and is a predicted model, not a curated record. Lineage: Eukaryota; Metazoa; Mollusca; Bivalvia; Pectinida; Pectinidae. Bases 276 to 1214 code for a protein of 312 amino acids. Gene Ontology annotation, cellular component: centrosome.